Peronospora matthiolae is the source of this 1320-nucleotide messenger RNA. Lineage: Eukaryota; Oomycota; Peronosporomycetes; Peronosporales; Peronosporaceae. The record is from the annotation of a GenBank genome assembly.
AUGAUUUUCGCACUGGCAAGAAAGUGGAAGGUGCCUGCGAAGCAUGGAGAUGUUCCAAAUGCUUACGUUAAAGCAGACAAGGAAGAUAAUCUCGAUAUCUACAUCCACGUACCACAGGGAAUGCAGAUUGCAGAGGACUUAAAGAAGAAGAUCGGUGUUUCACAGAACAACGAGAUUGUUUUGGAGCUGAAGAAGGCACUAUAUGGAUUAAAACAAGCAGGAAGACUAUGGAGUAAAUUGCUACACCAGAAAUUGGUUGAUAUUGGUUUUAAACAAAGUCUCACGGACACGUGUGUCUACUUUAGAUGGACACAUGGUCAUCUAUUGAUUGUUGGAGUUUACGUGGAUGACCUUCUGGUAACAGGAAGUGAUCAGGGUUCUGUGAAUUCUUUUUUUGAUGAGCUCAAUUCACUAUCGGUCAAGGAUCUUGGAUGUGCUCGCAAGUUUUUGGGUAUGCGUAUUCAAUACAAUGACGAAAAUGGGUACACUUUUGAUCAAGAAGUUGGAAUUAUGGACAUGCUGAAGGAGCAUGGUCUCGAAAUGGGACAUAGCGUGCGUGUUCCAAUUACUCAAGACUGGAACGUUAAUGAAGAAUCGGUAGCUGUGCCGUUACCGGUAUUUGGAGGAGAUGGUGUGGUUACGGUGAAAGUUUUCCAGUCACUUGUGGGAAGUUUACUAUGGAUUUCGCGUUGCACCAGACCAGAUAUCGCUUUCGCGGUGCAUAAAGCGUCAAGAAGGACUCAUAAGCCCACGAUGGGAGAUUAUAAGUUGGCCAAGAAAAUUGCAAGGUACAUAUCUGGCACGAAGACAUUGCGACUUUCUAUGAUUGGAAGAGAAGAUGAACCAGAGCUGUUACAAGUGGUUGGGUACAGUGAUGCGGAUUUCGCUGCCGACAAAGGUGACAGAAAAUCUGUCACGGGUGGUUUAAUUACGAUUGAUGGCAUGCCAGUGAGCUGGAUGUGCAAGAAGCAAGGCGGUGUAUCACUUUCGACCAUGGAGGCUGAGUUUACAGCUGCAUCCAUUAUGGCUCGAGAACUUUUGGGCAUUCGCGAACUGUUGCAAGAGUUAGAUUUGAGAUUUGAAGAGCCUAUACCACUGCGAGUGGAUAACCAAGCGGCUUUGAAACAACUUGACGGUGAGAGAGCUUCGGCUAAGGCCAAACGCAUUGAUGUGCGCAUCAAGUUUGUCGGUGAUUUCGCGAAGCGAGGAAUCAUAAAGCCUGAAUAUCGAGAAACUUCGAGUAUGACUGCGGACAUACUAACGAAGGCAUUGGCUGCACCGAGAUUGGUCGAGAUGCGUCAAGUGAUCGGUUUAAACUAA